Molecule: messenger RNA, 543 nt
Organism: Fonsecaea erecta
Lineage: Eukaryota; Fungi; Ascomycota; Eurotiomycetes; Chaetothyriales; Herpotrichiellaceae
Exons: 2
Coding region: 1-543 (180 amino acids)
Source: RefSeq, a predicted model, not a curated record
AUGGGUGAAGCGACCGUCAACGGCGACAUGCCGCAUUCUGCCUUCUUCUCGCAUAUACAAUCCUAUCCUCUCGUCUCAGAUUCGAUCAAGACCAUUCAAGAGAACCCCUACGGUGUCAAAUCGAUCGAACUGACCAACGCCGGCUACACGAAAUUUGUCAAACCCACGCUGCCCUACUUCCAGACACCGGCCUCGUACGCAAAGCCCUAUGUCGCCAAGGCUGAUGAGCUGGGAGACAAAUUCCUCACCAAAUUCGAUGAGCAGGUGCCAAUUGUCAAGGCCGAGACCAAGGACAUUCAGGACAAGGUUAUGAGCUACAUCCAGUGGCCCCUGGACACGGCAAACACUACCAAGGAGUGGGCUUUGGAUACAUACAAAGACGAGUACAAGAAGUGCGGAGGAGAAGGCUACGUGGCCGGCGGCAAGGCGGUCAUCACCACCUCUCUGAUUCUGAGCUCCGAUGUCCUCAAAUGGAUCAGCUCGUUCCUCCAGGCCAAGAAGGAGCAGGCCAAGGAGGUUGCCAACGAAAAGACCAGCAAAUAA